AUGCAGCAAACCUCUGGUAUCGCACGACCUGCAGCAAAGACCACUGGUACCAGCAAGGUUCCUGCCAGACUGCCAGUUUCCAAUGACAGACCACAACCCACCCAUUCGCCCAUUGAAGGAAUCGCAUCCUCACGCGGCCGAACACUCCUCCCACAGCGCAGCAAUACCGGUCGAGAUGAAAGCCAUGAAAGCCAUGAAACCCAGAGCGCUGGGCAACCGUCAUUCCAGCCACCUGAGAAUAAACCUGUGCGCGAAAUCUCACCAAAGAGACAGCAAACUGUAAGCGACACGAAAAAAGCGUCAGCGACGACUGCCACCGCUCCGGUGCCCACCCGUCGCCAGAGCCUAAUGCGGCCCGGCACAUCCAGAGUCACUCCGAUCUCGACCUCAAGCAGGGGCAAUGUACCUAACUCUACAAAAUCUCCGCUCUCGAUAGCGCCGCCAUCGCCGCGCAAACAGCCUACAACUCGAACACCUGCGCAACCUGCACCGAGACCCGCUUCCCCUAAAAAGACGACCAUGCCUCCACCGCCACGGCCUGUACGCUCAGCUUCUCUGAGACAACCCCCAAAUAACACGAGACCAGGAGCGGGGCCACAAGUUGAAACCAGAGGCCAUACGCGACAUCGGAGCCAGAUGGUGCCGGGGACCGUGAAGAAGACUCAGACCGACUCUGCAACUGCCGCCACGACACAGAAAGCUAAGACACAAUUUUCAACCUACCAGCAACAUUACUCUCCCAAAAAGCCGGCAGUCAAGCCUCCGACACCUACUCCUGGCACUCAUUCGACCUCAGCGGCAGAUGGUUUGCUUAUUCCAGCGUCGUGGCCGGAUAUUGCAGCCUUACAAACCGAGCUUCUUCAGCUUAGCCUUUUACAUUCCAACUCCCUUCAGCGACAAGCGGAUUGGAAGGUAGAAUCGGAAACACAGUUGCGCAAGAAGUACGAUGCUGUGGCAGAUCAAUACCGGUCUACAUUAGACGAUGAAAAACAGCGACAAACUCAUAUCAAUAUGCAAGCUCUCGGAUACUGGGCCCAGAACUGCCAGGGUCACCAUGGCUCCAGUGACUUCUCCGAACAGAUUCAGAUCCUGUCGCAAAUAAUACAAGAGGUAUCCGACCUCGCUGCCCAAGGAGGGCAUGGCCGAUAUACCCGAGCGGUCGAAACCUUUGAGGCCUGGUUUUAUGAUGCAGAGAAUAUUCGAUCCCACAGGGAGUCGUCGGGCAUCGCCGAUCGCGUUGUCUUCAUCAACCCAUUGGAUCUGACUUGGAAGGAAGAGUUGCAUACCCUGAAGGCGAAACUGGAUCUUUGCAUGCGGCAGCUUGGAAGUCUUGAUGUCCAAGCUUUUACCGGGGUCGAGGGUCUAGAGCAAUCGGCCCUGGUGCGGGUGACACAGGGCCUGUAUGAAUCUACCCAGCUUAUGAUUCAAGAGAUACACGCCAUGCGAACCACUGAGAGCGAAAUUGUCCGCGUAGAGCGAGAGCAGGUCAGUCAACUAGCCACUGGGCUGGCCAAUGUUCAUCGAGGAACGUUGCAACCACGGGCAGGGCUUUGGAGGUCAUGA
This is a messenger RNA of Penicillium waksmanii, 1563 nucleotides long. RefSeq lists its product as uncharacterized. The record is from RefSeq and is a predicted model, not a curated record. The transcript has a single exon. The coding region runs from base 1 to 1563 and encodes 520 amino acids. NCBI's taxonomy places the organism in Eukaryota, Fungi, Ascomycota, Eurotiomycetes, Eurotiales, Aspergillaceae.